This is a messenger RNA of Dentiscutata erythropus, 804 nucleotides long. NCBI's taxonomy places the organism in Eukaryota, Fungi, Glomeromycota, Glomeromycetes, Diversisporales, Gigasporaceae. The record is from the annotation of a GenBank genome assembly.
AUGGAUCUUUCGGAAUAUGAAAUGAUGAUCGAAAAAAGUUUAGAUAACCGCAAAGUUCCCAAUGGUAAAAGAAAGUCCCCCACUGGUUAUAUCUUUUAUAAAAAUAAAAAUCGUCUUAAUCCACGUGCAGCCAAGAUGGCCUAUGCGAAAGAAAAUGAUGAUGUCAAAGUUGCUUGUGGAAUUCUUGCGCACAUUAUGCAUCAUAUUAUUAAGACAGGUUAUUAUGAUCGUGAAAUGUUUCGCUCUCCGCCGAUCAUUAUUAAUGAGUCGCGUGAUUUUGGAUCAUCGGAUGAUAAUGUUUCCGUUAGUAAAGACUGUGGUAAUGACAAGCAACAAUCAAAUCUAUCUACUAUACAUGAUUUAUCUCGCGAAUCACGUGACAGCAACAACGCACCAUAUGAUGUAGUUAACAACAUCGCUGAAGGGCAACAAUAUCAUCAACCUUCAAUAUUUAAUAAUCAAGUUCUCGAUUGUGAUAAUUUCGAGCAACAAUCUCAUGGUUUAUGUUGGGAUGGUCUUCUCGAACCAAAUCUUAAUGAUACGUUAGUGAGUCCGUAUUUAUUUAGAAUCAAUUAUGAUAUUGUUAUCAAUGGUGCAUUAAGUAUGGAUGUACCCCAAUCUGAUCUCACUAUCGACGGGCAACGAAACUUUGGACCUGAGUUUAACGUUAAUUCAAGUGUUCCAAAUGCACCAAUUAUGCAGCAACCACCCUCGACUGUGUCUAAUACUGAAAAUGAGACUGGACUUGGAUCUUUUCAUACGAAUUACCUUUUAUAUGGUAAUUCGAAAUUGUAUCCAAAUUAA